Molecule: messenger RNA, 1296 nt
Organism: Indicator indicator
Lineage: Eukaryota; Metazoa; Chordata; Aves; Piciformes; Indicatoridae
Gene: QRFPR
Product: pyroglutamylated RFamide peptide receptor
Exons: 6
Coding region: 1-1296 (431 amino acids)
Biological process (GO): G protein-coupled receptor signaling pathway
Cellular component (GO): membrane
Molecular function (GO): neuropeptide Y receptor activity; peptide binding
Source: RefSeq, a predicted model, not a curated record
AUGCGGUCCCUGAACAUCACCCCUGAGCAGUUCGCCAAGCUCCUGCGGGACAACAACGUGACACGGGAGCAGUUCAUCGCCCUUUACGGGCUACAGCCGCUGGUGUACAUCCCGGAGCUGCCGGGGCGCACCAAGGUGGCUUUCGUUCUCAUCUGCGUGCUCAUCUUCGUUUUCGCGCUCUUUGGCAACUGCCUGGUGCUCUACGUGGUGACCCGCAGCAAAGCCAUGAGGACGGUCACCAACAUCUUCAUUUGUUCGCUGGCACUCAGCGACCUCCUCAUCGCCUUCUUCUGCGUCCCCUUCACCAUGUUGCAGAACAUCUCCUCCAACUGGCUCGGCGGUGCAUUUGCUUGCAAGAUGGUACCAUUUGUUCAAUCCACUGCUAUUGUAACUGAGAUUCUUACAAUGACCUGCAUUGCUGUGGAAAGACACCAGGGAAUUGUGCAUCCCCUAAAAAUGAAGUGGCAGUACACCAAUAAAAGAGCUUUCACGAUGCUUGGCAUAGUCUGGUUGCUGGCACUUAUUGUUGGGUCACCUAUGUGGCAUGUGCAACGGCUGGAGGUUAAAUAUGACUUUCUGUAUGAAAAAGUGUAUGUUUGUUGCUUGGAAGAAUGGGCCAGUCCGAUUUAUCAGAAGAUAUAUACAACCUUUAUUCUCGUUAUACUCUUCCUUCUUCCACUGAUGUUGAUGCUUUUUUUGUACACUAAAAUUGGCUAUGAACUCUGGAUUAAGAAACGAGUGGGAGAUGCUUCAGUUCUUCAAACCAUUCAUGGGAGUGAGAUGUCUAAAAUAUCAAGGAAGAAGAAACGGGCAAUUGUUAUGAUGGUGACAGUGGUGUUUCUCUUUGCAGUCUGUUGGGCCCCUUUCCAUGUGAUUCACAUGAUGAUAGAAUACAGUAACUUUGAAAAGGAGUACGAUGAUGUGACAGUCAAAAUGAUCUUUGCGAUUGUCCAGAUUAUAGGUUUCUUCAAUUCGAUUUGCAACCCUAUUGUGUAUGCCUUCAUGAAUGAAAACUUCAAGAAAAAUUUUUUAUCUGCCAUCUGCUUCUGCAUUGUCAAAGAAAAUUCAUCACCAGCCAGGCAGCUGGGGAACUCAGGGAUUACUCUGAGGCGGCAAAAGGCUGUUUCUCAAAGAGAUCCUGUUGACUCGGAUGAAGGCAGGAGGGAGGCAUUCAGCGAUGGCAACAUUGAAGUGAAGUUCUGUGAUCAGCCAGCUUCCAAAAGACAUUUGAAAAGGCACCUUGCCUUAUUCAGCUCUGAGCAUACUGUGCAUUCUGCCUUAGGAAAUGGACACUAG